Molecule: messenger RNA, 903 nt
Organism: Pseudo-nitzschia multistriata
Lineage: Eukaryota; Bacillariophyta; Bacillariophyceae; Bacillariales; Bacillariaceae
Source: the annotation of a GenBank genome assembly
UCGGAAACAAAAAGGAAACACCACCACAAAGAAUGCCGAAUUCUAAGAACAAAAGAAACAAGGGAAAUGCCAAAUCCGACAAACAAAAAAAGCUGAAGCACAAAAUGCCGGCCUCCAUGAUAAGAAAAGGGAACAAGCGGGAGGUUGUCUUCGAUCCGGAAGCUCGCAGAUCACACCUUCGAGGAUUUUCGGAACGGAAAAGACAACGCAGAGCAUACGGUUUGGCCAUGCAAAAAGUGAAGGAUCGCAAGUCCAAAAUCGAGCAACGAGCCUCUGAAAAAAAGGACGUCCUCGAACGCGUAGAAGAGGCAGAGAAACAGAAGGAGCUGUGGAUGGAAGACGUUGCUAGAAUGAACAGGAACGUCCUGGAUUCUUUCCGUGUCGACGGAAAGGAUCUUUCGGAUGAAGAUGACGAUAGCGUCAGCAACGACAAGGACGAUGACGAGAAAGAAGACGUCAUCGACACAAAGAUUUACGACGACCAAAAAACAGAAACAACCUGGGGUGGUCAAGUGACAGUGACAACAUCAGUGGUGGAACUGGGUGAUGAUAGUAGCGACGAUGACUUCGACGGAAGUGAUGACAGAGGCAACAGAAAGGCUAAAUCUGUCGAUACAGCUCAGAAAUAUGCCGGAGAUGUUAACAAAUUCAUGGACGAGCUGAAAGGAAACAUGCCCGGUAAGAAGAAUCGCGAUAAUAGAGGCAACGCCAAAAGAAAAGGUAAAGAUGGUGCUUCUGAGAUGAAGGGUGUGGGAGGCAGUGGUAACUUGAAGAUUGCUUCGAAGUUGCUCAAUAAAUCAAAAGAUAGAAGCUUUGCACGGUCUGGAAAUGGCAAAAAAGGAAAGAGAAGAAAACGAUGAAGAUAUCUUUCACACUGUAAUGCAAUAGAACAUUUCGUCAUGU